Molecule: messenger RNA, 5908 nt
Organism: Ctenopharyngodon idella (grass carp)
Lineage: Eukaryota; Metazoa; Chordata; Actinopteri; Cypriniformes; Xenocyprididae
Gene: otop1
Product: otopetrin 1
Exons: 6
Coding region: 2341-4089 (582 amino acids)
Biological process (GO): proton transmembrane transport; inner ear morphogenesis
Cellular component (GO): membrane
Molecular function (GO): proton channel activity
Source: RefSeq, a predicted model, not a curated record
AGUGGAUGAACUGCUGUUUUCGUUCGAUCAUCUGACGAUUUCUGUGAUUCUGAGCUUUAAAUCUGAUGAUUUCUGUGAUUGUGAAUGUAGAAAUGAGUGUGAGCUCCAGUUAUCAGAGGGUUUGUGAGGGUCAAGGGUUGAGCUUGAGCAAAUAUAACCCCUAUAGCGGGUCAAUCUGAUCUGUUUGUGGAGGGUUGAUCCUACAGAGUCUCUAAAGGGACAAAUAUGAGAUGGGAGGAACAAUGAUUGAAACUUUGAUUUCACUCGCAACAAAAGUUUUGAUUUAUUUUUCCUCCCAUCUCAUAUUUCUUCCAUCACCAUGUCCCUUUAGGGACUCAGUAGAACAAUGUGUAAAUCAGAUGAUGUAUAAAUCAAUUGUUUUAACUUCCAAUUCAUUUAAACUGUAGUCGCUAAAUUGUUAAAUAAGGUUAGAUGGAUACUACUGUCACUGCAGUACCACUUCAGUCUGAAUCCACCUUCGAUGUAUCAACUCUUUUCCCACCAUUGACAGAAUUUUCCGGUGAUCCGUGUUUCCACUGUUAUACGGUAGGGGGCGCUAUGACGCGUCUUCUGAAAGAGUACAGAAUCUCUGGAUCAAAACAGACGAACAAGAAGCAGAAACAAGCGAUAAGAUCAUUGCUGACGCACAUUGUUUUCUUUGAAAAAAAAACCCAAAUGAUUUUCUCAGCUUUUUCUUCAAAGUGUUGCUUUUAUAAAUGAAACUUUCCCACAUUCAAGUGUUGAUUAAAGUAAAGUGCAUGAAGCUAGACUCUGUUAUAUUGCGUGUUCAGAUAUUCAUACAUAUAAAUAUUCUUGGGGCCACAUUACAUUUUUGUGAAAAUUAUCAAAUGCGGCGGGAAAGGAAUUAAUAUGUUGCAAUUUUAAUAAUGUCGAAGAAUUUUCUCACAGUAAUUGGAAUGUUAAGUGUAUAAUUGUCAUCUUGUCACGAUGCAAUAAAUGGUCCCAAAAUAGGCUAAAUAUUUAUUUAUUUGAAGAUUGGGGGGGGGGAGAUAUGGAAUUAUGGUUAUGAUUUUUUGUAUUGGAUAUCAAGUUUCUUUAAGAAACAAAAUAGUAUUUUUUCUGAUAAUGUGUAGAUCUGUGACUUUAGUUGUAGCAGCCGAAUCGCAGAAUUUGAAUUUUAGGCGCGUGCGAACUUUCGUGUAACUAUAGCAACAGCGUUUUUAUCCGCGUAGCCGAUCGCUUUAUUGUCAUUUCAUAUAGACGAGCAAAAGGUUAUUAUAUGACAGAUUCUUUUAAUAAAUACAUCAAAUGCAGCGCGUCCGUACGUGUCAUUUAUAGGCACCGUCGUCAUGUAUGUAAUGAAGAUGCAGGGUCACGUGUGUGUUGAUGCUGACUUUCACACGAGCUCCAGUUUCUCUCAUUUGGAUCCGAAUUAUAACAGAAACUCCAUUAGCGCGCGCUUCAGGUUCUCCAGCUGUGCACGCGCCUGCGCUGCUUGAUCAAACUGCGCGCUGAUGACAUUAUGAGAGAAUGGCUCUGUGUGCCUAUGAUGAUGAUGAUGAAGAUGAUGAUGAUAAGCGCGUGAUCGCAUCUGUGUCGGACUUUACCAAGGGUCAGCGGAAGCGAGCGCGUGCGUCUCGUUUACCUUUGAUCUCGGAGUGCAGCUCCAGUGCGACCGAAUGAACGGGAUGAUUUGAGGCUGAUGCGGGUUUGUGCGCAUGUUAAUCCAGGUCAGAGCCGUUAUAAUAGAAGCUCUUUUGUUGCGGCUCUCUGGCCCGGAUCGGUUUCAUCUAAUUGUGGGUCUCUCUGUAAUUGAGCACACCGUCAAAUUCGGUUCGUUCUCGCAAAACUUUUCUUCAAGUGCUUCGACAAGAAGAGAUUGUGUCUGAUUUCACCCGCGUUUCGCAAUCCGGCUUUAUUUCCGCACGCAGAUUCCGUGUUGACCACAUUCUUCUGAUUGUACAUCCGAUGCAGGCCGUCAUACGAGUCCGCGGUCAACAAAGGGGGGCGUCCAUAAAGAGCCUUUGACCAGUGAAACCCGAGAUCCUAAAAGCUUCUCUUGAGUCAUAGAGGCCGAGGAAAAGUUCACUGGAGCUUCACAUCUGACGGAGAGAUGACUAGACUGCCAGAGCGAGCGGAGACGCGGUGAGGAGCGCGCGCGUCUGGACGAACGAACGGACGGUGAAGUUUUGUGCGGCUCUUGGCGCGUGCGCGUUCUUGGCAUCGCUUGGCUCACAGAUGAAUGAAACUCAAUCCGCGUUAAUCUGCUGCUCUUUCUAGGAGGUAUAUAGCGGCGCUGCGCGCGCGAUGGACGCGCAUUGAGCAUGUCCGCCGCUCGGCGAGCUUCCGACAGCGUUCCGACAGCGUUCAUCCGGCACCAUGGUGGAGCACAGCGGCCUGGACAUCAUGUGUCUGAACAAGUACGGCCCCAGUUCCUCCUCGUCGUCGUCCUCGGACGCAGAAAAGAAACUUUUCUCCAAGCUCAAGGUGAGUUUGACCAAGAGGUACCCGCAGAAGAACGCGGAGACUCUGAGCGCGCAGUACGGAACCAACCUGCUGCUGAUCGGCGUGUCCGUGAUGCUCGCGCUCGCGCAGCACGGGCCGGCGGUGAAGGAGGAGCACCUGCUGACCUUCAUCACGGUGCUGAUGCUCAUGCAGCUCGUGUGGAUGCUCUGCUACAUGAUCCGGAGGGAGCGCGAGCGCAGCCCGCUGCCGGAGAGAGACGCGCACGCGGGCACCAGCUGGAUCCGAGGGGGGCUGACGAUGCUGGCGUUACUGUCGCUCAUCAUGGACGCGUUCCGCAUCGGCUAUUUCGUCGGGUAUCAUUCCUGCAUCUCCGCCGUGCUCGGAGUCUAUCCCAUCAUCCACGCGCUGCACACCAUCUCUCAGGUGCAUUUCCUCUGGUUCCACAUCAAAGACGUCAUCAAGAAAUAUGAAACCUUCGAAAGGUUUGGAGUGAUUCAUGCCGUCUUCACGAACCUGCUGCUCUGGUGUAAUGGAGUGAUGUCAGAGGCUGAACAUUUCCUCAACAACCACCGGAGACGCUUGACCGCCCUGGGAUACGCCAAUAUCUCAACAGUGGAAGUGGAGCCUCACUGUAACUGCACCACCAGCGUCUGCUCCAUGUUCUCCACCAGCCUCUACUACCUGUACCCCUUCAACAUCGAGUACCACAUCUUCGUCUCGGCCAUGCUGUUCGUCAUGUGGAAGAACAUCGGCCGCACGCUGGACCGCCACAGCAACCGCAAGCGUCCCAGCACACGCAGUCCGGGUCUGCUGCUCGGGCCGCUGCUGGGUCUGCUGGCGCUGGCCAGCUCCGUCACGGUCCUGGUGGUCUACCUCAUCCACGUGGAGAAGUCGGAGCAGACGCGCGAGGCCGCCAUCUCCAUGUUCUACUGCUACGGCGUGGUGAUGCUGGCCUGCAUGUGCGGCGCGAGCGGCGCCGGGCUGCUGGUGUACCGGGUGGAGGACUGGCCCAUGGACACGGGUCAGAACCCGUCGCGCACGCUGGACACGGAGCUGCUGCUGGGCUCGUCGCUGGGCUCGUGGCUGAUGUCCUGGUGCAGCGUGGUGGCGGCGGCGGCCACGGCGGGACGGAGCUCUCCCAGCUUCCGCUGGACCUGCCUGGCGUACUCGCUGCUGCUGGUGCUGGAGAAGUGUGUGCAGAACCUGUUCAUCGUGGAGUCGCUGUACCGCAGACGCAGGGAGGACGAGGCCAUGGCGCCCGAGAUCUUCUCUGUGACGGCGCCGUACGACGGCAUCGUCAACCGUGCCUACGAGACGCAGGACAAGCGCUGCGCUCCUCUGGACGCGGAGCAGAGCGAGAACAGACAGGGCUUCGGCCGGAAACACGCCGACGUUCCGCUUCACGCAGGAAACCGUCUCAACGUGACAGCCGGGAGGAAGAGGCAGAUCCUGAAGAACAUCACCAUCUUCCUCUUCAUGUGCAACAUCUCGUUGUGGAUUCUUCCGGCCUUCGGCUGCCGUCCGCAGUAUGACAACGCUCUGGAGCAGGAGACGUUCGGCUUCAGCGUUUGGACCACGGUGCUGAACGUCGCCAUUCCCAUGAACCUCUUCUACCGCAUGCACUCGGUGGCGUCGCUCUUCGAAGUCUUCAGGAAGGUUUGAGCGUGUGUUGAGGAUGAAUCACGUGACUUAAACGGUACAGACUUUAUCUGGUGCUCAAAUACUGUACAGACCAUCAUUCUCCAUCCAUAAUGAGGGAUCGGUGUGGGUUAAUCAUCUGAUCAAGUUCUCAUGGAUUUGAUUGGCUCUUAAAGACAUUCUCAAUAAGUAGACGUUCUCAGGCCUGAAGAUUCUUCACACACUCCUCAAUGUUUACAAACCACGUCUUCAACUGAACAAGGAUGAUGUUCUCUUAUAUCGAGUUCUCCAGCGGGAUUGAAUCCUGAAUGAUUUUAGUACACUGUCUGAUUGGAAAAUCCUUGAAUCUUGCAGGCCAUUGACCUAAAACUAGUGCAUAUUGUACUUUAACUUCAAUCUUUUUUGUAGUUUGUCUCGGUCUGUUAGAGAAAAAGAAGCAUAAAAACACUCGCUGAGACAAAACACAUGAAUCAAGACUGAGACUCUCUGAGAUCUCCAGUGAUUCUGAUGAUUUUCUUCAGAUGGUGUCGUUGUGUCGCUUGUACUGCGGAGCCUCAUGCGGGAAAAAUAUGUUUAUGAUGGGAACAAAUGAUCAGUUCCCAUACCGUGUGCGGCUCCGUACUCUUCAGACGUCUAUUUCUGCAUCUUUAUAGCACAGUGUGUUACAUAUAGCCCAUGUUUUGAAAUAUGUUGUAAAUGUAUCUCGUCUGCAUUGCUGUUGGUUCUGUGUGAAGAUCUGUGUAACUGAGGGACCGACGGCUUUUACACACUCCUACAGGGAGAGAAAUGAGAUUUCAUCCGUGCGUUUAUGGAUUUAAUGGGAAGUUCAGCUGGGAUUCUGGAUUGAAUAUAUUAUUCAUGGUUUUGCAGGAGGCUGAUUGUUUGUUUUGGAGAAUCGGUCUGAAGUCCAGAUGCUCACGACACACACACACACACACACACACACACUCACUCACUCACUCACUCUCGCUCUCUCUCUCUCUCUCUCUCUAACACACACACACACACACACACACACACACACACACACACACACACUCAUUCACUCACUCACUCACUCUCUCUCUCUCUCUAACACACACACACACACACACACACACUCACUCACUCACUCACUCUCGCUCUCUAUCUCUCUCUCUCUCUAACACACACACACACACACACACACACACACACACACACACUCAUUCACUCACUCACUCACUCUCUCUCUCUCUCUAACACACACACACACACACACACACACACACUCUCUCUCUCUCUCUCUCUCUAACACACACACACACACACACUAUCUUUCUCUCUCUCUCACUCAUAUACACUCACACAUACUCUCUCUCUCUCUCACACACACACACUCUCUCUCUCUCACACACACACACACACACACACACACACACACACACACUCACUCUCUCUCUCUCUCUCUCUCUCUCACACACACACACACACACACACACUCACUCUCUCUCUCUCUCUCACACACACACACACACACACACUUUCUGCUCCAGAGGUUUGUUCUUACACCUGCUCCUGAAUGUGAUUAUGGAAAGUUCUCACGUCAUCCGUCGGAGGAAGUUCUUCGGUCUGAGCAGAAGCGAAGUGAAAUCGCUCCUUUCUUUCAGAUGUAGAUGUUUGACUGUUGAUGUUCAGCAGACAGUAAACGACUUUAUCAUCAACCUUUUUUUGUUCUUUUUUAAAAACGUGUCCAAACACACAAUGAAACGCACAAGUGCAGCACAAUGAUAAGAUCUGUGGCACAAACCUUUUCUGUUUGUUUAUGCACUUUCACCACAAAUGAAUACAUGUGUGUUAUCUUCAAAUAAAUGAAUAAAAUAUU